Miscanthus lutarioriparius is the source of this 1080-nucleotide messenger RNA. Lineage: Eukaryota; Viridiplantae; Streptophyta; Magnoliopsida; Poales; Poaceae. The record is from the annotation of a GenBank genome assembly.
AUGGAGGACGCCGCCUCGGAGAUCAGCGACUGGGAGGUGCUCUCUGCCACCUCCGCCUGCGGGGGUGGCGGCGACGACGAUGAGGUAUUAAUCGUCUCCGGCGGGGGCGGCGACGUCGUCCUCGACCACUUCGCCCUCACCCCCGACCCCGCAGCCGCCUGCCCCGGCGACGGCGAGGGCUCGCGGCCGGUCCCCGGGGGCGUCUGGCAAGGGUUAGAAUUAUUGGAUGGGUUCGAUCCGAUUCCGGAAUCAAGUUUCAGCCUCGCAGCUGGUGUUAGGACCCAGCAGCCGCCGAUAGGCGGCGUCGAUAACGCCCGCGAAGAAGUCUCGAUUCUUCAAGCCACCCUGGCGCGCGGUGCGACCCGUAGCGCAGACGGGAAUCAAGCGGAGGAGGUGGUAGACGGCGAGAUUGAUCAGGAGAGUAAUUCCGCGAUUAGUCUCGGUGAAUUGUGCCCGGUGCUGCAGCCGGCGCAUCAUGGCGUGGGAGAAACUCUGGAUUCUGAUGCAGCUACACCUACAGGUGCCUUGCUCCAAAGUGAGGUAUCGGAGAGUCCCCUUGUGCAAUGGGAUGAUGGAGGAAUUGGUGCGGGUGUAGAAAGCUCAUGCCUUGAGGAUGCUGUGUCAAGUGAUGGGAUUCAUGGUGAACAGCAGGAGCAGGAGCAAGGGAGCAACGCUAAUGCUGCCACUGGUUGCGAUGAACCAGAUGGAGAGACCAAGGAUGGUGCUUUGCCGCUGGCUCACACGCCAGGUACUGAAGAGGGAGAGAAGCAAUUUGUUGUCUGGUGGAGGCUGCCGCUCAGGCUGCUGCACUACUGUGCCUGGAAGGUGAAGCCGGUGUGGUCCUUCUCCAUCGCCGCUGCAUUUCUCGGCCUGGUUGUGCUGGGGAGGAGGAUGUACAGGAUGAAGCGCAAGGCAAAGGGCUUGCCUCAGAUUAAGAUUGCGUUUGAUGAUAAGAGGGCCUCCCAGUUUGCUGAUCGCGCGGCACGUCUCAACGAAGCCUUCCUGGUAGCGAGACGUGUUCCUAUGCUAAGAACAUCAUCUGGUGCUACGCUUCCAUGGUCAAUGGUUCAGGACAGAUGA